ACCUUAGUUGUGAUCAAAAUGAAGUUCGCUUGCAUUACUAUUGUGGUCUUGGCCGCCAUUCUCGGGGCUCAGGCAGUCGACUGGCAGUCGGUCAAGAACCUGAACAUCGAGAUUCCGAUGCCCACAUCCCAUGGCGAGACUCUGCCCAGCGGAAGGAUUACCGGAGGAGAAAUAGCAGACUUCACCCAGUUCCCCUUCCAGGUGGGACUACUCCUGUACGUGGCAGGAGGAGCUGCCUGGUGCGGUGGCACCCUCAUCAGCAAUCGUUGGGUUCUGACUGCCGCACAUUGCACAGAAAGCUUGACCAGCGGAGUAGAUGUCUACCUGGGCGCCUGGGAUCGUACCGAUUCCAAGGAGGAGGGCCAGCAGAUCGUCUUCGUGGAGAAGAAGAAUGUGAUCGUACACAAAGAUUACAAUGCUACCCUCAUCAGCGACGAUAUUUCCCUGAUUAAGUUGCCAGUUCCCAUCGAUUUCAACGACUACAUCCAGCCCGCAAAACUACCCGUGAAGGGUGAGACCUAUUCCACCUACGAAGAUGAAACGGCCCUUGCCUCCGGCUGGGGCAAGAUCAGCGACUCUGCUACUGCAGUCACCGACAAACUGCAGUUCAUCGAAGUUCCCAUCAUGGCCAACACCCCGUGCAACCGCUGGUUCCUUGGCUUGGUUGCGGACACCAACAUCUGCAUCAAGACCACCGGCGGCACCUCCACCUGCAACGGCGACUCCGGCGGUCCUCUGGUCCUGGCCGACGGCAGCAACACCCUGAUCGGAGCCACCUCCUUCGGAAUCUCCCUCGGCUGUGAGGUCGGAUGGCCCGGCGUGUUCACCCGCAUCACCUCCUACCUGGACUGGAUCGAGGAGAACUCCGGUGUGGUCAACAAGGGCGACUAAGCCUCGAUUUUGAACUUAAAAUAAAAGUUUAUUUUUGGAUUACAAGAAA
Molecule: messenger RNA, 940 nt
Organism: Drosophila takahashii
Lineage: Eukaryota; Metazoa; Arthropoda; Insecta; Diptera; Drosophilidae
Product: brachyurin-like
Biological process (GO): proteolysis
Molecular function (GO): serine-type endopeptidase activity
Source: RefSeq, a predicted model, not a curated record